Molecule: messenger RNA, 1674 nt
Organism: Argiope bruennichi
Lineage: Eukaryota; Metazoa; Arthropoda; Arachnida; Araneae; Araneidae
Exons: 9
Coding region: 271-1320 (349 amino acids)
Source: RefSeq, a predicted model, not a curated record
GGCUUGAUCGGUGCAGAGCGCUGUUUGCAAGCGAGUUAGUUGUGCACCUGAUUAUCUGAAACAGAGUUGCGUGGAUUCGCAUGUGUUUGAUCCGUUAUUUUUUUUUUCUUUGAUGAAGUUUAUACCAUUCAAGGUUUGAGCCGUGAAGGAUGAUGAGGUGGUGCUGUGAAUUUAUGAAAGGUUGUAACAGAUGAAAAACGAAAUUCGUUUAAGCUUUCGAUUUGUGUUAAUUUGCGUUCGAAACUACACUGAGAUUUAACUAACUGUUAAAUGAUCAACAUGGGCUGUUGCGGGUGUACGUUAGCUACAACAGCGAUUACAGCUGUCGUUUUUGGAUUGAUUGAAAGUAUAUAUGGAUUAACAUGGAACAUUCUAGUCAUCGUCAUUAUGUCUCAAAGAAUUUCAAAUUCCACUGACGAAAACGAAACGUUUAAUACAACGACAACUUUAAGUGAUAUUGAUUACUCUGAUAUUGAAUACUCUCCACCGUAUAAUGUCAGUGAAAUGACUUCAGGAGAGUUGUGGAAUUACUUAAGCGAGAACUUGCAAUCUGACCAAGCAGUUGAAGAACAUAUGUUUCAUAUCGUUAUAGUUGCUUUAGUUUUAAAUUCAUUUUGGCUAAUAACUACUUUGGCUCUCGCUGUUGGAAAUGCUGAAAAGUGUAAAGAUAUGCUGAAACCUUGGGUAGCUUCUACUAUCAUCAUUACAAUAACAGACAUCGCUGCUACUGUAUAUUUUAUCUUUAAAGCCAUCAAAACUGGAGAAGAUUUUGACAUUAGAGCUUCCUUUUUCACCAAUCUAUUUGUGUUCUAUGCUUGUAUGUUUUCAAGGGGAUUCAUCAUAAUAUGGAUUAUCAAUAUCACAUUAUGCGUUUUUGUAGCUCAGAGAGCGCAAGAAAUUGAAGUAGGAAAAAGUAAAAGAAUGCCUUUCAACUCCGACUUCAAUAUCAUGCCCUACUCUUUGAAUCCACCUUAUGAUGCAUUUGAAACUGAGAGUUCAACUCGAACUUCCAAGAAUUAUAGGCCUCAUACUCCACCCCCAGACUACGAAGGACCUAACAGCAAAAAGCGACGUCCCUCCCUCUCAUCGGAACCAGAAACAAUGACCCUUCCUCUGAGUAUGCCAAGCAGCCGUGCAUCCCUCUCGCAGAGACCCCUGAGCCAGAGCAGCUACCUGUACGAUGACCGCGUGGAAUUGCAACACAGAGCAUCCUGUGCAGCGGAGACUGUACUGCAUCAUGCUUAUGAGAACAAAGGAUUAGUUAUGGAGGGAGAAGGAUGGAUGGGAAUACCCCGACCACAGCUGAAAACUUCUCAUUAACAUCGUGGGAUUGAAUUUUAAACAUCACUUCAUUUAUUUAUCAUAACAUGAAGCUCAUAUUUGCUUUGAAAAGUUAUUACUUUGAUGUAUUUUUUUGUAUUUCAGAAUUUUAUUCUGAGUGUUUCUUAUUUGUGCGAUUUCAGGAAUGGAAUGCAACUUAUCGCAUCAAUUGUGAGUGCAAUUUGCUUAAGGAAGUUUAAUUUUUAAAAUAAAUCAGUUGGUAGUCAUAAUUUAACCGUCUGUGCAUACUUGUAAAUAGACAUAAUUUGAUCGAAAUAUCAUCAAUUAACUAAUCUCUCAUGUAUAUCUAUCACUUGUUUUGAAUCCACUCAAUAAAAUGUCUUUUAUGCUUUU